Messenger RNA from Crotalus tigris (Tiger rattlesnake), 1010 nucleotides. It is a transcript of the gene TNFRSF4, whose product is annotated as TNF receptor superfamily member 4. The coding region runs from base 38 to 874 and encodes 278 amino acids. Gene Ontology annotation, molecular function: tumor necrosis factor receptor activity; protein binding. Gene Ontology annotation, biological process: inflammatory response. The record is from RefSeq and is a predicted model, not a curated record. Lineage: Eukaryota; Metazoa; Chordata; Lepidosauria; Squamata; Viperidae. The transcript is spliced from 7 exons.
CGAGCACAGCAGCGUCUGUGAGUCUGUGGCACGGGACAUGAAGGCGAGUUUGGAGUUGAUUUCUCUGGCUGCCUCUCUCUGGUCUUCUCUGGGCUGGGGGCUGUCGUGUUCAAACCACGAAUAUGUCCUCUCAAAUAAGAAAUGCUGCAAAGAUUGUCCUGCAGGAGAGCAACUAGUGAGACGUUGCACACUGACGUCCCCAACCGAGUGUGAGCCGUGCGAUGAGGGCUACUACAACGACGCCUACACCUACUCGCGGUGUAAACCUUGCACAGAAUGCCAUGCCGACCGAGGCCUGCGGGAAGUAAGAGCCUGUCGGAGGACUUCAAAUACCGUCUGCGCCUGUCUUCCCGGCCACGCUCCGGGAGGGAGCAACGAGGAGAUAAGUAAGGGCCAAGGAUGGAUUUCAGCAUGCAAACCCUGUCCCAGCGGGUAUUUCUCCCUCGGGGGAAAGGAGGAAUGUCGUGCUUGGACCAAUUGCACAGCCAGCGGAAGGGAAAUCCUACGAUCCGGCAAGCGAGACGCUGACACGAUUUGCGACAAGCCGUCCAGCGGGAUUUCCACCCGGCACCCUGUCACGCAGCGCACUCCAUUUCCAAAGGAGGCAGGCGUCUUCGCCACAAAGCUGGAUUCAACUCCGACUGUUGUGGCUACAAAUCCAGGAUUUUUAUGGAUUCUCAUCACCGUUCUCCUCCUGCUGGCCAUAGCUGGGGUCUUGGUCUUCCUGUUCUUUUAUCGCAGGACGAAGAAAAAGAAACUGGAAAUCGCGUGCAAUGAGAUUUAUGCUGUCCCCUGCAAGGAUAAAGAGAGCGAUUACCGAAUGCCGAUCCAAGAACAGGACGUUGGUGUUAAAUCCAAAUUUGUUCAGGGAUGAUCUAAGAAAAAGAAAAAAGAAAAAAAAACCUAAAACACAGAAUUUUGACUACUGAAUCAGAAAUAGCUCAGAGUUUAUCUGAGUUUGUUUUUCAAUCAAUGCCUUUCUUUUUCUGAAUGAAUCAACCAUCUUUUCC